CAGUUAUAGCGAGCAGAGAGUGAUCUCACGCGCCGAUUGCACGUAAUCAUUGCACCACCCGUCAGCACCGCUUCCGCCACAGUGGGGCCACCGUGUGCCAUGGAAAGUGGAGACUUCACUUCCCCUGCCAACAGAGAGACAGAGAGAGAAGCGGAAGCGCUGUAGUGUAACAGUACAGUAAGGGAGUGGCUUUAUCUUUCCCUAUGCUUCCUUUGCCUUUUACUUUUCUUCAUCCUUCGCGGUUCGAAAAUUCUGAUUCGGAGAUCGCCGCUUAGUUUCAUCAACAAUGGGGAGUGUUUCGUCGGAAGAAGAUUCCGAUCACAAGAGCGAGAGGCUCGACAGUUACAGUCUGAGUGCUGACGUCAGUGAAUCGGAGACCGAGAGCUCCAGCUCCUUCUCCUACGAUCCUGAAGCCGCUUCGUCUUCCCUCACUGCUUCGCCGCUCGCCGGAUCGGACUCGUCCGCCAAUUUAGAUUUCCUGGUGCCGCCUAGAGUGACCUUGCCGGUUGUCGGUGGGAGACACGUCAUCAUUCCAGAGGAUAAGCCGGAGAAACCUGGUAGAAUUGACUUAUCAGAGGUUGAAUUGAUGAAAGAACGUUUUGCCAAGCUUCUGCUUGGAGAGGAUAUGUCAGGGGGUGGGAAGGGAGUUUGCACUGCUCUUGCCAUCUCCAACGCCAUUACCAAUCUCUCUGCUACCGUGUUUGGGGAGCUAUGGAAAUUGGAGUCAUUGCCACCACAGAAGAAGUUGAUGUGGCAACGAGAGAUGGAAUGGCUUUUGUGUGUCAGUGAUUCCAUUGUUGAACUCAUUCCAUCAUGGCAAGAAUUCCCUGGUGGUGGGACUUUUGAGGUCAUGGUGACUAAACCUCGCUUGGAUCUUCAUGUAAAUCUUCCUGCAUUAAAAAAGCUAGAUGCUAUGUUGAUCAGCAUACUUGAUGGGUUUGAUGAUUUUGAAUUUUAUUAUGUCGACCGUGGCAUGGUUGUUGGUAAUGGCGAGAACUUAGGAGCACAUCUUUCAUCCCCAUCUACGGGAAGGUCCUCUGUUAUGAUGGAAGAGAAAUGGUGGCUGCCUUUUCCAAAGGUCCCACCUGGUGGCUUGUCAAAAGAUACAAGGAAGAGAUUGCAGAAAUGUAGAGAAUGCACAAACCAAAUAUUUAAGGCUGCCAUGGCAAUCAAUAGCAGCAUACUGGCUGAUAUGGAAAUCCCAAAUAUUUACCUGGAGAGCUUGCCUAAGAGUGGGAGAUCUUGUUUAGGUGAAAUUCUUUACAAAUUCAUGACUGCUGAUCAAUUCUCCCCAGAAUGUCUUCUUGAUUACUUAGAUCAAUCAUCGGAAUACACCACAUUAGAGAUAGCAAACAGGAUUGAGGCUGCAAUGCACACUUGGAUGCAGAAGUGCUCGAAAAAGCAUUCCAAACCUGUUAAACCUUUAAGAUCCUCAUGGGGUGGCAAGGUUAAGGACCUUGUUGCUGAUAGUGAAAAGUGUAAACUUUUAGCAGAUCGGGCUAAGACCCUCUUACAGAACUUAAAGCUGCACUUUCCAGGUCUCCCACAGACUGCUCUGGAUGUGAACAAGAUUCAGUAUAACAAGGAUGUUGGACAGUCAAUCCUAGAGAGCUACUCAAGGGUGAUGGAAAGCUUAGCCUACAAUAUAAUGGCAAGGAUAGAUGAUCUCCUAUACGUUGACGAUGCCACAAAACAACGAUCUGUUUCAGGGUCAGUGACGAUGCUUGACUGUGGAGGGUGUCCGGCUGUUCUUCCAAUGCAGACGACGAUUUCUCCUAGCCCAUUUUCGGUGAAACCAAUAUCCUACAAUUCCCCAUUGAAAUCAGUGGCAUUCACCUCUACGAAACAAAGACUUGGAAGCCCCAGAGCAUUCACGUCGUUGAAACAAAACUUCGAAUUUGAAAGUCCCGGGAGGGCUUAUUGUUCGGCAAGCAACAGCAGCAGUCUAAGUGACUCCCUGAAUGAGAAUUUGGAGAGACUGACUUUCUAAUGAUUUGCAAGGAGUAUUAUUCCAUCUAAGAAGAGCUCAUCUGCCACAAAAAGUUGGCUCUGAUGGCUCUGAUUCUUCCAGAGACCAGAGUCUUAGUGCCGAGAUUGUUCCAUUUAAUGUACCCUACAAGCCUGGGCUUGUGGCUCUUAUUAGUGAAGUAGUACUAGAUAUUGAGGCUAGCUGGUAGGAAUGGUUUAUUGUUUAGUAUUUAGUGAAUGGUAGCUGAAACCAGACAGAUUGUGUGUUCAAGUCUUUGAUGAACUUGUAUAAACGCAACGCGGGAAGCAGAAAAAGGCAAUGGCAACGCUUGUAAUGUGAUUUUUUC
Messenger RNA from Diospyros lotus (date-plum), 2315 nucleotides. Its product is annotated as rop guanine nucleotide exchange factor 1. The record is from RefSeq and is a predicted model, not a curated record. The transcript has 5 exons. Gene Ontology annotation, molecular function: guanyl-nucleotide exchange factor activity. The coding region runs from base 287 to 1990 and encodes 567 amino acids. NCBI's taxonomy places the organism in Eukaryota, Viridiplantae, Streptophyta, Magnoliopsida, Ericales, Ebenaceae.